Halichondria panicea is the source of this 629-nucleotide messenger RNA. RefSeq names its product proline-rich transmembrane protein 1-like. The coding region runs from base 117 to 539 and encodes 140 amino acids. The transcript is spliced from 4 exons. Gene Ontology annotation, cellular component: membrane. Lineage: Eukaryota; Metazoa; Porifera; Demospongiae; Suberitida; Halichondriidae. The record is from RefSeq and is a predicted model, not a curated record.
AAUAAUUAUAAGCUGUGUCAUUGGUAACCUAUUUUUGGCUCAGGCCGGAUCUCUCUGCUAUUAUCAGUUUUGUGUCAGCAGCCACAUAGAAGGUAAGAUUUCAAAUUCUGCUAAAGAUGUCUGAGAAGCAAGUUGAAUCAGUACCACUCUCCUCAAAGCAAGAGGAGGCUGGAGGACCUCCUCCUGUCUACCCACAGCAGCCGGUUGUCUACGCACAGCAGCCUGUCGUUUACGUAACCCAGGCCCAGCAGGCGCCCCCAGGUGGUGUUCCUCCAAAAGACUACUUUGUGAUGUCCAUACUAACUCUCUUGUUCUGUUUCUGGCCUCUUGGCAUCGUUGCUCUGCUCAAAUCCAUUGAGGUGAGGAGUGCCGUUGACCGGGGAGACUACGCUGCAGCUCAGACCGCCUCUAAGAGUGCUCUUCAGCUCAACAAAUUGGCUAUCAUCAUUGGCAUAAUAGUGCUUGUCUUUGUUCUGGUCCUUGUUGGCCUGAGUCAGCUCUCGUGGAUUAUCCCAUUUGCCGUAAUAAGACGCAAUUAGUGAAGGAGAUUGCGAGUAUCAUAAUAAUUACGGACUUUAUAAUCAACUUUUUUUUAUGUCAAGUUAAACUUCGUGUACUCUUGGGAAUAA